This is a messenger RNA of Adineta steineri, 2460 nucleotides long. Lineage: Eukaryota; Metazoa; Rotifera; Eurotatoria; Adinetida; Adinetidae. The record is from the annotation of a GenBank genome assembly.
CGUGCACUACCACUUGUACCUGCUUAUUGUAUUACAACACAUAAGAGUCAAGGUCAAACUUUGAGUAAAGCCGUAAUUGACCUUAAACUGCCGAAUGAAACUGAAGAUAUUGCCGCUGUUUAUGUACCGCUAUCACGUUUAAAAUGUUUGAUUGAUGUAGCUAUUUUCCGGCCUUUCGAUUACAACGUUCUACGAAUCAAACCAAAAAUGCAUAAAUAUGAAACACUUGUUGGUGAACGUGGUAUACAAUUGAGCGGUGGUGAAAAACAACGUAUUGCAUUAGCUCGUGCACUUGUCAAACAACCCAGUAUUCUUUUAUUAGACGAAGCAACAAGUGCACUUGAUAAUGUUAGUGAAAAAAUUGUUCAAGAAGCACUUGAUCGAGCAUGUAAAAAUCGUACAACUAUAGUUAUUGCUCAUCGUUUAACUACAAUUCAAAAUGCUGAUUAUAUCUAUGUGUUAGAUAAAGGAAAUGUAAUUGAAGAAGGUACACAUGAAACAUUAUUGGCAAAAGAAGGAGGUAAAUAUCAAACAAUGGUCAAAAUGCAACAAUCUGAGAAAACGAUCAACACACAAGAUGGCUUAAUGAAUAUAGCAAAAGCAACAGCGGAAGAUGAAGAACAACUAUUGGAACGUGUUCGUCUAUUGAGUGAGAGCGAAGCAAUUGAUAUAAAUCGGAGAGCUUCUAUGUCAGCAAGAGAAAAAUCUGUCUUUCUAAGACUCAUGAAGAUGAAUAGUCCUGAAUGGGUAUUUAUCUUGAUUGGUUGUUUAGCAUGCUUACUUGGUGGAUUACGUGGACCAGUGUUCUCGAUUCUAUUCGCAAAAAUAGUUAAUGAAUUUAAUGAUUGUAAAUACACUGAUAUGCGUCGUCGAGUGUUGAUUACAAGUAGUUUAUUUCUUCCUCUCGGCGCUAUUUUUAUGUUUCUUCGUUUUUUCCAAUAUGCGGCUUUUGGAGUAGCAGGAGCGAAACUAGUUAGUCGCAUUCGUUCAAAAGCUUUUGCAUGUUUACUUCGUCAAGAAGUCGCUUAUUUUGAUCGACCUGAAAAUAGUUCCGGUGCUAUAUGUACUCAACUAUCUUCUAAUGCAGCUGCCAUUGAAGACAUGACUGGUUCAAGAUUAGGUGUUAUUUGUGAAACUUUAUCCUUGUGUGUUUUUGGCUUCUUACUUGGCCUUUUUUACAACUUAGAUUUAACAAUAAUCAUAACUAUUCCUUUCACUAUUAUACUCAUCGCUACUAUUAUACAAAUACGUUUGAGUUCAUGGUUAAAAACACAAUCUGAUCUCAUUUACUGUCAAGCUAGCACGCUUGCUGUUGAAGUUAUAACUAAUAUGCGUACAGUAAAACAAUUAUCAAUGGAAAAUGAAGUUUUACGACAAUAUUCAAAUAUGAUUGAUCAAGUAUUAGGAUUGUCUUGGAAACCUGAAGCACUGUUUACAACAGUAUUUGCAUUGUACUGGACGAUGGAUCCAUUGACUUUGGGACUUUUGUAUUGGCGUGCUUUGGUUCUUGUUGAAAACAAUGAACUAGACAUGAACGAUGUUGUUAUGGUUUCUGCUUUUGGAAUGUUUGCAUUGGAAGCACUAAAAAUGGUUGGAAUGUUAGCAAGACGUAUUGGUGCAUCAUUUGCUGCGGCUCAUGCAUUUUUUGAUCUAUUUGAUCGAACACCGACUAUUGAUAAUGGAUCUAAUAAAGGACAAGAAUUAACUAAUUUUAGUGGAGAAACAGACUUUAAUCAAGUUAAAUUUGUUUAUCCAAGUCGUCCAACAGUUCUUGUUCUUAAUAAACUUCAACUAUCUAUUAAAUCAGGUCAACGUAUAGCUCUUGUUGGUUCAUCUGGAUGUGGAAAAUCAACAAUAGUUCAGUUAUUAGAACGAUUUUAUGAUGUUACACAUGGUGAAUUACUUCUUGAUGGUGUUGAUAUUCGAAAAUUAAAUCUUCAAUGGCUUCGUUCUCGUUUGGGUGUUGUUAGUCAAGAACCAGUUUUAUUUGAUUUAACAGUUGCUGAAAAUAUAUCAUAUGGAUUAGAAAAUAUACCAAUGGACGAGAUUGUUCUUGCUGCAACUAAAGCUAAUAUUCAUGAAUUUAUUCAACAAUUACCUCAAGGUUAUGAGACAAAAGUUGGAGUAAAAGGUAGUUUUUUAUCAGGUGGUGAAAAACAACGUAUUGCUAUUGCUCGAGUUCUUAUUCGUCGACCUAAGAUAUUAUUAUUAGAUGAAGCUACAAGUGCGAUGGAUCCAUAUAAUGAACAAAUAGUACAAGUAACUCUUGAUCAAGCUCAAAUAGAAGAUCCUAGUCGAACAUCAAUUAUUAUUGCACAUCGUCUUUCAACAAUACGUUCAUGUGAUUUAAUACAUGUACUUGAAAUGGGUCGUAUAGUAGAAAGUGGUACUCAUACAGAACUAAUACAAAAACGUGGAAUUUAUUAUAAAAUGUUACAUGCUCAAAACAACGUACAAUAA